AUGUUGGACGGCUUGCACAACGGCCACUCCAAGGAGGAGCUCAAGUCCCAAGGCGCGAUUGAAGCUGCUCAAGACCCACACAGCAAAGUCACAGCUGCAGACGCCGAACAGAAGAUCCUCGAAGAGUCCAAANAGGGAGGUGCCGCUGCCUUUCAGUUCGACGCCGACGCUUCAGCUACCGAAAAAGCCCGCCAGGCAAAGGCCCGACUGCCGCCCGAGCUGCAACACAUCCGCAAGCACCAGACGGCCGUCCUCGCUUCCGACCAAGAUGACUCUCAGAAACCUGCCUACGACCUUCCUACUGCACCCCUGAGUGCUGCCCUUCCCUCGCCCGCCAAGUCAACUGCUGAAUCUGCCAAUGGCUACAGCCCUGAGAAAGAGGAGGACUGGGCCAAGGUUGGCUGGGCUCCUCGCUUCGGCCAGCUGCCUGACAGCGCCAGUGUCCAAGGAGAGAACCUACUCGACCACCAGACCUUGCUGGAAGGUAAGCUGGACGACAAGUACUUUGGCGAUUGGUACCAUAACACCGGUGUCAUCAUCUUUGCCUGUCUUUCUUCUUGGGUUGUUGCUGUGCUGGGUGGUGGUCUCGGCUGGGUCUUCAUUGUCAUGGCCGUCUGUGGAACCUACUACCGCACCUCGAUCCGCAGGGUUCGUCGCAACUUCCGUGACGACGUCAACCGUGAAAUGGCAAAGGCCCGUAUCGAGACGGACGUCGAAUCUCUCGAGUGGAUCAACAGCUUCCUCGUCAAGUUCUGGCCCAUCUACGCCCCCGUCAUUUGCAGUACCAUCAUCAGCUCAGUUGACCAAGUUUUGUCCACCUCGACUCCCGCUUUCCUUGACAGCAUGCGCAUGAAGUUCUUCACUCUGGGCACAAAGCCUCCUCGUCUCGAACACGUCAAGACUUACCCCAAGGCUGAGGACGACAUUGUUCUCAUGGACUGGAAGUUCAGCUUCACUCCCAACGACACUGCCGAUUUGACCGCUCGCCAAAUCAAGAACAAGAUCAACCCCAAGGUCAUUCUUGAGAUUCGUCUGGGUAAGGGUAUGGUCAGCAAGGGCAUGGACAUUAUCGUUGAAGACAUGGCUUUCUCUGGUCUCAUGCGUGUCAAGAUGAAGCUUCAAAUCCCCUUCCCUCACAUUGAAAAGGUCGAAAUCUGCUUCCUCGAACGUCCCACCAUCGACUAUGUCUGCAAACCUCUUGGUGGUGAUACUUUUGGCUUCGACAUCAACUUCAUUCCCGGUCUGGAAAGCUUCAUCCAGGAACAGAUCCACGCCAAUCUGGGCCCCAUGAUGUACCAACCCAACGUCUUCCCAAUCGAAAUCGCAAAGAUGCUUGCUGGAAACCCUGUUGAUCAGGCCAUCGGUGUCUUGCAAAUCACUUUCCAUGGCGCUCAAGGUCUCCGCAAUCCCGACAAGUUCUCUGGCACUCCUGAUCCAUACUGUACUGUGUCCAUCAACAAUCGCGACGUCUUGGGCAAAACAAAGACUAUGCAUGAAAAUGCAAACCCUCGCUGGAACGAAACUAUCAAUGUCGUCCUCACUAGUCUCAAGGACGCUCUCACUCUGCAAGUCUUCGACUACAACGAGUUCCGCAAGGACAAGGAACUGGGCGCUGCUACUUUCGCUCUUGAUCAACUGGAAAACCAAACCGAGUUCGAGGCUCAACAGCUCGAAGUCAUGGCCAACGGACGUGCUCGCGGUGUCAUUCAAGCUGAUAUUCGCUUCUUCCCUGUACUCGAAGGCGAGAAGCUUCCAGAUGGUACUGUUCAGCCUCCUCCGGAAAGCAACACUGGUAUCGCCAAGUUCACUAUCGAAAGCGCAAAGGAGCUCGAUGGCAGCAAGAGCAUGAUUGGUCAACUCAACCCUUACCCCGUCCUUCUUCUCAAUGGAAAGGAGAUCCAUGUCGGCAAGAAACUCAAGAGAACGAACAAUCCCAUCUUCCCCGACGCCUCCAAAGAACUUCUUAUCACCGACCGCAAGAAAGCAAAGCUUGGUCUUGUCAUCAAAGAUGAUAGAGAUAUGGCUGCUGACCCCAUCAUUGGUACAUAUCAACUCAAGCUUGAUGACAUGCUUGAGCUCAUGCACAGAGGCCAAGAAUGGUACAACCUUGGUGGUGUCAAGACUGGUCGUGCCAAGAUGUUGCUGCAGUGGAAACCUGUGGCUCUCAAGGGCGCUCUUGGUGGUUCUGGAGGUUACGUUACCCCUAUCGGUGUCAUGCGUCUUCACUUCCAGAAUGCGCGCGACUUGCGCAACCUCGAGACUCUCGGCAAAUCUGAUCCUUACGUCCGUGUCAUGCUAUCAGGUAUCUUGAGGGCAAGAACAGUGACUUGGAAGAACAACCUCAAUCCUGAUUUCGACGAAGUUCUCUACAUUCCUGUUCACUCGACUCGCGAGAAGCUCAGCCUUGAAGUCAUGGAUGAGGAGAAGUUGGGCAAAGACAGAUUGCUUGGUAUGGUUGAGCUUGCCGUAUCGGAUUAUGCUCACCAGGAUGAAUCCGGCGAGUACCUCGUCGACGACACCAAGAAGUCUCUGUCAUCAGGCCUGCGUCUUGGUGCUACAGGCUCAGCCAAGGGUAUCCUCAACUUCACUGCAUCAUUCUUCCCCACUCUCAAUGUCAUCGACCCUGAAGAUGAGGAGAAGGAGGAGAAGCCGAGUCUUGAGAUCGCUGAACCCACCAAGGAGCCUCCUACUCCCACUCUUGAAACACGACCGGAAGGACGCGCUCGCAGUAACACUGCAGGCACGAUCGGCUCCCUCAAACUCAACCCUGCAGCUGCUGAGAUGCGUCAACAACUUGCUGCAAACGAGAACAAGCAAGAUGAUGGCCUGCCUCUCAAGAAGGAAGUGCCGAAGGUCCGCAUCGGUGCGGAAGAUCUCGCAAACUAUGAAUCUGGCCUGCUUGUCUUCAAGAUCAUUGAUGGCGACCUUGCUUCACCUGGUUGUCAUCUCGAAGUCAUCAUGGACGAUAUGUUAUUUGCAUCUUACACAUCAUCAAAGACUCGCUCAAAACACUACACUUUCAACGAGACUGGUGAUGCGAUGGUCCGCGAGCUUGACUUGUCCAGAAUCACACUUCGCCUUGUGGAAGAGGUUGAUGCCAAGGGUGAUGACGACCACGAUAAACACAUCAAGGCCAAAGUCACUGGACAGACGUUGGAGGUUCUCAAGUCUGCGCUGUACACGCCAACCAAGCUCACACUCAAGGACAGCCAUGGACGUGACAGCACUGUCACCGUUAGCUUGAAGUAUCUGCCGGUCAAGAUGAAGCUCGAUCCUUCUGAGAGCAUCAACAACCAAGGCAAUCUCCGUGUUGAAGUCCUCGAUGCCGCUGAUCUUCCCGCUGCUGAUCGCAAUGGCUACUCUGAUCCUUACGCCAAGUUCACACUCAACGGCAAGGAAGUCUUCAAGAGCAAGACGCAANAGAAGACUCUUCACCCCGCUUGGAACGNNGAAUUCUUCGAAGUCCCCAUCCGCUCCAGAACAGCUGCCAACUUCCAAGUCGAUGUGUACGACUGGGACUUUGGUGACAAGGCCGACUUCCUCGGUAAGGCAGCCAUCAAUCUUGAUAUUCUCGAGCCAUUCCGUAGACAGGAAGUCACUCUUGGUCUCGAUGGCAAGAGUGGAAGCAUCAGGUUAGGCAUGCUCUUUAAGCCUGACUAUGUCACCAGAUCUCGUCAAGGUUCAUCCACCUUCCACGGCACUUUUGCAGCACCAGGCAAGAUUGUCGGCGCACCUGUCAAGGGUGUUGGCAAAGGUGCGGUCUUUGUUGGCGGCAACGUCGUCCGUGGCGCUUCCUUCCUCGGCCGUGGUUUCCGUCGCAGAAAGUCGAAUGCUGAGCAAGAUGGUGACGAAGUCAUUACUGACGAUACACCCAUGCCUGGCAUGAGCACUAGUGCACCACUCGUCGAACAACAGAGUCCUGAGUAUACUGUCAAUGUCGAAGGACCAGGUACACCACACUCCCGCACCCGAAGCUUUGGCAACAACACGAUAUCACCACCCAGUACCGAGACAGGCACCGCAUCCAUUAGUGUUCUGUCAGCCGCUGGCUUCCNNCCUGCUGGUACAAAGGUCGAAGUCAAGAUCAUGCACGAUGGGCCUCAAGGUCUGAAAGAGAUCAUUCGCACCAAGCCGCUCAAGACCAAGGGAGAAGAGGUAUCUUGGUCUGACCUCCGUCUCGAAAAGAAACUUUCCUGCACCGCAGAUUCAUCCUUCAGAAUCGUGGUCUCUGACCACCAUACCUUCGGCAACGGCGCCGAAUUAGGAGAAGCCCAAUUCUUCCUCGACGACCAAGGCGCCGGCGGCGAAAAGGAAGUCAAGGUUGGAAGUGGUAGUGUAACUGUGAGAAGCUCUUGGAGACCCUCAACUGCAGAUUCCGCGUCUAUGCUUGGCUCUAUUAGAGGUAGCCCUGGCGGCGCAAACCUAGGCGGCAGUAUCGGACGACGAAGCUUCAUGGGCAGAAGAGAAAGAAGCGUCACACCCUCUGCACCAGGACAAUCUUAG
This is a messenger RNA of Aureobasidium musti, 4503 nucleotides long. Lineage: Eukaryota; Fungi; Ascomycota; Dothideomycetes; Dothideales; Saccotheciaceae. The record is from the annotation of a GenBank genome assembly.